Coregonus sp. 'balchen' is the source of this 1925-nucleotide messenger RNA. Lineage: Eukaryota; Metazoa; Chordata; Actinopteri; Salmoniformes; Salmonidae. The record is from the annotation of a GenBank genome assembly.
GGUCGCUUUACGGCAGAGCGUGGAGGUCAGAGAAGCAUGAUAAAAAGCGAACCCAACCAUCCAUUACAAAAAGCUGAUCAGUUCAAUACCUGACUACUUACAGUAAGACAGUGUACAAACAUAUUGAAACGUAAACAUAUUACUGCGUUGUAGAUACCAGGAAAUAUCGGUAUAGCUUUUCCAACGAGAACUGUCGGUCCCUCGGAUUGCAUCAUAACGUUUGGUCUGCUAGGCUAGCUAGCUAGUUCACCCAAACAGGAUCUCCAGUCCGAAGCAUUUGCCGGGUGAGUCUCCAGAUAUUCCCCAGAAAUGGACAACAACGCCCCCGGAUCGGGAGGGAAAGGCGGCUUCGGGAGUCUCUUUGGAGGCGGCGAAUACUCUAACACAGAGCUCGCCGGUGUCCCAUGUAAGUGUCUCUGCAACUUGAUGUAUGUACUUAGCUAGCAUGCUAACUAGCGUUAGCUAGAAAAGUUGACAUCAGUUGACAUCACUAAGGUGGCUAAGGUUUAUGUUGAAUGUGACAACUGUUGUCUUGUCCAAUUUUCUACACAGUGACUGGAAUGAGCCCCCUGUCACCUUAUCUCAAUGUCGACCCCCGCUACCUUGUACAGGUAAGAGAUUCUAGCUAGCUAGCUAGUAGUAUACAUUUGACCCCAAUCAAUGAAUGUAGAAUUGAUUUGUGACAUUCCCACUAACAAGUCGACUAAGAUCACAGAUGUUAACCAGUGUGUGUGUGUGUGUUCCAGGACACAGAUGAGUUCAUCCUGCCCACAGGGGCCAACAAAACCAGAGGGCGGUUUGAACUAGCGUUCUUCACCAUCGGGGGCUGCUGUAUCACAGGUGACACAUACUCCCUCCCUCCCUCAGUUUCUCUGCCUCUCCCUCUCUCAUCUGUCUAUCCCUUUCACUCCCCCUCUCCCAGAUGAAAUGAUGUUGUCUGCUUGUAUCUGAUUCUCUCUGCCUCUAGGAGCUGCGUUUGGGACAGUGAAUGGUCUGAGGAUGGGGUUGAAGGAUACGAGAGAAAUGGGCUGGACUAAACCUCGCAACGUCCAGUAAGCCCACUAUGUUCCUCCAGUAGUAUGUGUCUUUGGUGUUAUCGCGUUGGAGACAGGUCUUAGUCAUGCUAAUAGAAAUGUUCUAUGGUAUGGUGCUCUAUAUACUGCUCUCUGAUUGGCUCGCUUAUCUGACCUCUGAACUUGCCCUCAGGAUUCUCAACAUGGUGACCAGACAAGGUGCAUCGUGGGCCAACACACUGGGCUCUGUUGGUGAGCACUCACGUCUUCCUCUCUCCUCAUCGCUUCUUCAUCACCAUGCCAACCAGGUGUCAGGGUCUGCUAUCCCUAGUAUUAUUGUAUUAACCAUGGUGUGUGUGUGUGUGUGUGUGUGUGUGUGUGUACAGCGUUGUUGUACAGUGUAUUUGGCGUGGCCAUAGAGAAGGCUAGAGGAGCAGAAGAUGACAUCAACACUGUGGCUGCUGGGACUCUCACAGGCAUGCUCUUCAAAUCCACAGGUAGGUGUGUGUGGCCUGUCUGUGCAUCGUGUGUUAGAGAAAUGUACAUGCUGAGAUGGAGCCAUAUAAACACCAUCGUCUGUCUCAUUCAAAUCUUAUUGUGUGUGUUGUGUUUCAGGAGGGCUGAAGGGAGUGGCGCGUGGGGGUCUGGUGGGGUUAACCUUGUCCGGUGCCUACGCUCUCUACAGCAACUGGGACCAUAUCAGACGUGGCUCCUCCUCUUCAAGUCUCUACUGAACACGCCCCCGUCUAUUUGGUUCCAUCCAAAAUGGCACCUUAUUCCCUACUUGGUGCACUACUUAUGGUCAGAUCCUCAGGGAAUAGGGUGCCAAUACUUAAACCCCUCCCACAAAUAUCAGCCUCUCCCAUCUGUUCACUUCCUAAUUUGAAGGGGUUCUGGGAUAUUGGAGGAAUG